This is a messenger RNA of Punica granatum (pomegranate), 1054 nucleotides long. Lineage: Eukaryota; Viridiplantae; Streptophyta; Magnoliopsida; Myrtales; Lythraceae. The record is from RefSeq and is a predicted model, not a curated record.
CACACGCUCUCCAUCAUCGUCUCUUACUGCCAUCGAUCGGACUUUCUCAAUUAUAUCAGACUCCUACUCGUUUUCCCUACGCAUACCUUCUAAUCUCGAUCCUUCCGAGCCAUGUCGGAGAAGCAAGCCCCCCUCAAUGGGGCCUACUACGGCCCGUCGGUCCCACCCCGGAAGUCCUACCUCCGCCCGGGCAGGAGCAGGGGCUGCGGCUGCGGAUGCUGCCUCUUGACGCUCCUCCUGGAGAUUAUCGUGACCGUUGUGGUCAUCGUCGGCCUCGCUGCCUUCAUCUUCUGGCUCAUCUUCCGCCCCAACCUCCUCAAGUACCAUGUGACGGACGCGCAGCUGACGCAGUUCAACCUCACCACCACCACCUCCAACUCCCAGCAGCUUAACUACAACCUCCGCCUCAACCUCACCCUUCGCAACCCCAACAAGAAGAUCGGCGUCUACUACGACCGCAUCGAGGCCCGGGCAUACUACGAGGGACAGCGCUUCCACGACGUGACCUUACCAAAAUUCUACCAGGGCCACAAGAACACCACCAUCCUCUCCCCCACGUUCGAGGGCCAGCGGGUCAUCGUCCUCGGGAGCGACGAGCUCUCCGACUUCAACUCCGACAAGGCCGCUGGGGUGUACGACAUCGACGUCAAGCUCUACCUCAGGGUUCGGUUCAAGCUCGGGAAGAUCAAGACGUUCCGCUUCAAGCCGAAGAUCAAGUGCGACCUUAAGGUGCCCGUCAGCACCGCCGGUUCGGCCAGUGAUUUUGGGUCCACCAAGUGCGAUUUUGAUUGGUGAUCGAUUACUUAGUUGACCGGCAGGUCAUAUAUUACCAUUUCCUGCUAUUUCAUUCAUUUUUGGUUUUUCAUUUAUUUGGUGUAUUUACUGGCACAUUCGGAUUAUUUUUUGUUUUGCUCGAGUUAUACCUUAGGGUGAGGUUAUAUUGAAUGGUCAAUUGGGUUCAUAUUGACCAUUUCUUUGUUGCUUAUUAUAUUCGUUUUCUUCAUGUACAUAGAAAAUAAAUAAAGGAACUUCUUAUAGGGUUUCUCUCUGUAAA